UAAAAAAUGAUUAAUUGCAAUUGGUAAAGAAUAUGUUAGGAAAUCCAAGGGAAAGCUAUAUUAAACAAAAUAAUUCUAUAGCAGUUUUAUCAAAAUAAAAUCGGUAAAAUUUAAAUUGUUAUCAAAAUUCAUUCUAUAUAAGAAGUUAAAAUCACGUGGUUUAAAAUUCUAGAGCUGUCACCUAUUUUCUUAUUUAUCAUACCAAAAUUUCGGUUUUGUUUUACGGUUUCAAAUCCCAAUAGAAAACUCCUAAGUUUCGAAUUCCUUUCCUACGAUAUACUAUAGGUUUUUAUGAUAAACUAGACCACUUGAAUAUAAUAAGGCUCCUAAACUUAUUAGAAAAAAAACAUAUUUUAUUUCCCACUAGAGUACGUAUUUAAUCAUUGAAUUUCUCUUUGCAUCUUAAUAAUAAGUCAUGUUCUCACGUAAUUUUGUGGCUUCAUUUGGGAAAUUAUUUUCUUGUAGAGUCGAAAAAUAGUUGUGUGCUCCCACUGCGUAUAGAUAUCUUACAUAUCCUUGAUUUAUAGCAGUAUUUGUCUUGAUUUUGCUCCUUCAGUUAGAAAAUAUGGAGAGUGGGAUCUUGUUGCUCGCAUUUAUAUCAACUUUGGUUAUAGUUCACCAAUUCCACAUUAUUCAAGCUCAAGAAGGUAUAAGCAUUGACUGUGGAACAACGGGUUCCUACGUGGACUCCAACAAUGUAACAUGGGUCGGAGAUAAUGGCUUCGUUACCACCGGCGAAUCCAUUAAUAUCACGGACGUCGUAAAUAAACCGAUCAAUACCCUCCGGUACUUUCCAACCGGUCAAACUAAUUGCUACACCAACAUUCCGGCGACAAAAGGCCGGAACACCCUUGUGAGGACGAAAUUUUACUACAAAAACUACGACGAGAAUUACUCGCCACCAUCUUUCGACGUGGUUUACGAUGGGAAACACCGUGAUUCUAUUGCGAUUACAGCUGACUCGUUGUUCAGCGACGAGGAAUCAUUCCAUUACUCUGAGGUGAUAUUUGCUCCGGCGAAUGAGAAUAUCAGCGUUUGCCUCGUCCGUACGUCUCCGUCCGAUAACCCUUUUAUAUCUUCCAUUGAAGUUUACCGCUUCGAUGCCGGCAUGUAUGACGAUCUUGGUCCUGAAGAAGGUCUUAUUCUCUAUAAAAGAAAUGCGUACGGUGCCACAAAGCUUAUAAGCUACCCGUUAGAUCCUUACAGUAGGCUAUGGUUCCCAAAAGGGUCCCAAGACUACCCCGGACUGAUCGAUCUUACAACCUCAGCAACAUCCAUAGACAUCACCGGAGCGUUGAACAAACCGCCAGAGAUUGUUAUGACGAAGGCAAUGUCAGGAGACGGCUUUACAAUGUCCGGCCUGAAUCUCCCCUCUAGUACCCCUCUACCGGUAUACUUAGCUCUUUACUUCUCAGAGCCUCAGAGUCUAGGUCGGACCCAAAAACAAUCGUUCACCGUUUUCUUGGACGGCAUGCAAGUGGGUUCACAUCCCAUAGUACCAGUUUUUGGGAAAGCGACUCAAGUCGUUUUAAGAGAUGUAAUGGCUAGUUCGGAGUCUCAGUUAGUUUUUAGGUCAACCGAUGACUCGGGUUUGCCGACCAUCAUCAGUGGUUUGGAGGUUUAUUCGAUAAGUAACUACAAGGACCGUGGAAGCGGAGGCGGGGGCCAAAGCGGCAGUAGUAAUAAUGGUCAGUUUUUAUUGGACCUAUGUAUAUGAUUUAUUGCU
Messenger RNA from Arabidopsis lyrata subsp. lyrata, 1726 nucleotides. RefSeq lists its product as uncharacterized. The coding region runs from base 566 to 1717 and encodes 383 amino acids. The record is from RefSeq and is a predicted model, not a curated record. NCBI's taxonomy places the organism in Eukaryota, Viridiplantae, Streptophyta, Magnoliopsida, Brassicales, Brassicaceae. The transcript has 3 exons.